AUGAAGCCAAAGACCCUGAGAAUAUCAAGGGGGGGGGGGGCGAGGAGCGAGGGCGUUGCCAUGGAAACCAGGCGAAGGGGGGUGCAGAGGUGUGUGGGGGGGCGGUAUGCUGCGGUGGAAAGGCCAGGGGAGCUGGCCGCCCUGAGAGCGGCCGGGGCACUUAGCCACAGAGGCGGGCGGCCGAAGAAGAGGGGCGGCACCCGCUGCAGGGGCUCAAGGGCCCAGGCCUCCCCGAAUCCCGGGGGCUCUCCCUUUCUGGCUGGGAGUGGAAUGGAGUCCCUCCUACCUAGAUAUCUCAAAGCACCGACUGGAAGACUGCCGGCGGGCACCAGGGCGGUUGGUGGGACAGCGCAGGAUCCAGAGAGCGCGAUGAGCAAUCAUUCGACCCCGCCCUUCGACCCUCGCUUUCCCACCCAGAACCAGACCCGCAACUGCUACCAGAACUUCCUGGGACAUUUCUCCAAACCCUCCUUACGUGGAGCACCAAGUACUGUGGUCUCUGCAGGAGACACAGUGACCCUCCUGUGCCAGGCGUCACCCACCUAUCAUAACCCCAAAUUCACGUUCUCUCUGCUGAAGGCUGGGGUGCCCCAUCCCGUACAGCGCCAGAGCCCAGAAGGGGAUGAGGCCAACUUCACUCUCCCGUCUGUGAAGGCUGAGGAUGCUGGGAGCUACAGCUGCAUUUGCUCAGUGGAAGGGAGAGCAUCAUCUCCCAGUGACGACCUGCACUUGGAGGUGGCAGGUGCGAGGAGAGCCCUCGAGAUACCUCCACCUCCCUUUCCCCCGUAUGUGGGGCUGGUGGGGGGGGCAUGGAUGAUAAAAUAGCCUCAUCGGGCAUUUGUGUGGCACCUUCUAUGAACCAGGCACCGAGCUAAUAGCUGUACAAAUAUGGCCUCAUUUUAUCCUCCCCAAAACCCUGGGAGGGAGGUGCUGGGAUUGUUAUUGUUGCCUUCUGUCUUAGAAUCAGCAUUAAAUAUCAGUUCUAGGGCAGACCUGGAAGGGCUGGGCAAUCAGGAUUAAGUAAUUAGCCCAGAGUCACACAGCCAGGAAGUGACUAAGAGCAGAUUUGAACCCAGGACCUCCCAUCUCCAGGCCUGGCUCUCCAUCCACAUAGAUACCCAGCUGUCCCUGGGUGCUGUUUUUAUUAGGACUGGGAGAUUGGGUUGUUUGUUGUGGGGAGAGAUGGCGGGGGGAGGGGGGGGCCCAGGGGAGCUGUGAAGGGUUUAUCCAAGCCAGUUUGUUGUCAUUCCUCACCUGAGGUUAGCAUCAAAGCAUUGCCUGAUGAUCUGUCUGUUGCUGGAUCUCCUCACUGUGAUAAUAGCCUCUAAAUACCUUCAGAGGUUCCUCUAGGGCUAAGUAGCUUAUCCUUGUUCAUUCACAUUUUCUCAGCCAUUGUGGCCAGUCCUGUGUUCCGGUCACAGCCAUAUGGAGCAAUAAUGGAGGCUCUUGUUAUGGGGUUGUAAUGUAAUGGGGUUGCACAAGUUGUCCUGGGAAAAUGUUGGUAUCUAACCAGAUCUUUACUGUAAUCCUGAAAUAGUGGUUUAAAAAAGGAGGAGCAACUGAGUAGCUCAGUGGAUUGAGAGCCAAGUCUAGAGACGGAGGCCCUCAAUUCAAAUCUGGCCUCAGAUACUUCCCAGCUGUGUGACCCUAGGCAAGUCACUAAACCCCCAUUGCCUAGCCCUGACCAUUCUUCUGCCUUGUAACCAAUACACAGUAUUAAUUCCAAGACAGAAGGUGAGGGCUUAAAAAAAACUGAAGUGGUGUGGAAAUAUGUUUUUCCCUAAUAGCAGCACCAAUAGGUGGUUAGAUAAAGAAUGAGUGACCCCAAAAUGUGGGGAAAUUCGUUAAUAUGUAUAACAAUUCCCCCCCCUGAGAUCCCAUGUUACAAUGGUAUCAAGAGAGGCUGAAAUUCAUUUUCACCUUUUAUGAGAUCAUAAAUAUCUAUGAAUGUAACAUGUAAUUGUGGGAAGCGUGUUGGAAAGAGCAGCGUAAAACUUUCUCUGUUGUCUUGGCAUUUACCACCAGAACAUGAAAGUCGUGUUGAUGAAGAGAACACAAAGAAUUACAUCCUCCUUGUCUUGUCCUUUGA
This is a messenger RNA of Monodelphis domestica (gray short-tailed opossum), 2089 nucleotides long. RefSeq lists its product as uncharacterized. Gene Ontology annotation, cellular component: mitochondrion; plasma membrane. The record is from RefSeq and is a predicted model, not a curated record. Lineage: Eukaryota; Metazoa; Chordata; Mammalia; Didelphimorphia; Didelphidae. Gene Ontology annotation, biological process: immune response-regulating signaling pathway.